Messenger RNA from Suillus discolor, 1359 nucleotides. RefSeq names its product MM3350-like domain-containing protein. The record is from RefSeq and is a predicted model, not a curated record. NCBI's taxonomy places the organism in Eukaryota, Fungi, Basidiomycota, Agaricomycetes, Boletales, Suillaceae. The transcript is spliced from 17 exons. The annotation marks the transcript as partial.
AUAUUCCUCCUCGCUCUAACGACGCGCCCCACACGAAAACCCAAAUUUGUGAAUUUUCUCUCUGGAGAUAAUGGCGAAGGCAUGCCAGAGACUUUUUUUGAGGCCAAAACCGGGUCCCAUGGACAGAUUCAGACUUGGGGUAUAUUUCCGUACAACGAAGAUAAUCUGGGACUUCGAUGGAAUCCAAAUGAUAUGGCCCACCAAUUCUCCUACGACAACCGCGGUGGAACACCCUGGCCUGAAAAUCAAUUCAUGGAUGUUCUAAAGGAUCGUAAGCGCGACCAGCUCAGCAAACUUGAUCUCGCAGACCUUGACAAGAAAGAUAUGUUCUUGCAAGAUGCCAAUGGCGACCCUCGCAUAUGGCGCCGGAUAGGCGUAUUCCAGGAUAAGGUCCUUUCGCCCAUUCUGAACUGGGUACGAAACCUCCACUGCUACACGUUCACGGAUCUCAGAGACGGCGCUGUAUUUGGUCCUGAGGACGCCAACGCAACAGACAUAAUGCAUAUCAACCAGGUUGGAUAUGUUUACCUUCCGGAUGACAAGUAUAUGCUCGCCCACUUGUUUUCAAAAGUGGGCGAUACGUUUGCGUACUUGUAUGACUAUGGGGACAAGUGGCACCACGAAAUCGAGAUCGAGAAAGUUUUUCCCGUCGAGGAGUCGUAUGGACGUGUUCAGAUACUCGAUGGCAAGGGCAUGUGCCCAGGUGAAAAUAUGAGAGGGUCGUACCAAUACCAAAACUUUCUCAAGGCCUACGACACUGAUUCGUACACCGAGCAAAAAGACGAGAAAUUCUUGAUUGCCCAAAUUACAAAGGCUUCAGCAAACCUCCUCUCUCUGUUCGACGUUGACGCCUUUGACGUCGACCAGGCUAACGAGCGACUCUCCGCAGCACUGAGUUCGCCCAACUCAGUCAGGGCGGGCAUGAAGGCAUUCACCAUGCCUAUCAACCCCAGCGCACAUGAUUCCAGGACGGGCAAACUCAAGAAAGGUCAGAGCAUUCAGCGCGAAUGGGACCACGAGAGCCAUGGAUAUUGGCAGGAGACAACGUCCAGCACGAAGGAUAAAAGAAGUCAGUCGGCUUGUGCUGCUUGUGGAAAGCCUGGUGGCCAGGAUCUUAAGACGUGCAGUGGUUGCAGGGCCAUUUUAUAUUGUUCUGCUGAGCACCAGAAGGUACACUGGAAAGAUGUACACAAAAAGCAGUGCUCUCGCAAGUAUCUCAAAAAAUGAUACCGUUCCAUAUCAAUGCUGGUAUAUCAUUCCUACAUGAAACAAAGUAUAAUAUAUGUUUACCGUAUCUUUGCAAUGUAAGCACGAAUAACUGUGGCCCAGCUCCCAGUCGGUGGCCACUGCGUCCAUCAC